AUGGAGCGGUUGCAGUCCGUGCUCAACGCCCUGGGAGAUGAUACGUCUAAACUAGUCUUGGAUCUGAGCUGUCGAAAACGGGACAACACCUGGUUUGUCGCCAUGGACCGAUGGCAAACUAUUACGGAAAUGGAGAUCACACACGAGACAAUCAAAAUGCUCGAGCCGCACUGCUCCGAAUUCCUGAUCCACGCCGCCGAUGUCGAGGGCCUGCAGCGUGGAAUCGACGAGGAACUCGUCUCGAGGCUGGCUGAAUGGUGCUCGAUUCCAGUGACCUAUGCCGGCGGCGGGCGAGGCCUCGCCGACCUGCAUCGCGUCAAGACAAGCAGUGGCGGUAAGGUCGAUCUCACGAUCGGUAGUGCGCUCGAUGUUUUCGGCGGGAGCGGCGUCACCUUUGCGGAGUGUGUGGAAUGGAAUAAAAUCCACGGGAACUAG
Messenger RNA from Ophidiomyces ophidiicola, 435 nucleotides. RefSeq names its product Enzyme that catalyzes the fourth step in the histidine pathway (gene HIS6). The transcript is spliced from 2 exons. Gene Ontology annotation, molecular function: 1-(5-phosphoribosyl)-5-[(5-phosphoribosylamino)methylideneamino]imidazole-4-carboxamide isomerase activity. The coding region runs from base 1 to 435 and encodes 144 amino acids. NCBI's taxonomy places the organism in Eukaryota, Fungi, Ascomycota, Eurotiomycetes, Onygenales, Onygenaceae. Gene Ontology annotation, biological process: L-histidine biosynthetic process; L-tryptophan biosynthetic process. Gene Ontology annotation, cellular component: cytoplasm. The record is from RefSeq and is a predicted model, not a curated record.